Molecule: messenger RNA, 378 nt
Organism: Ustilaginoidea virens
Lineage: Eukaryota; Fungi; Ascomycota; Sordariomycetes; Hypocreales; Clavicipitaceae
Exons: 3
Coding region: 1-378 (125 amino acids)
Biological process (GO): mitochondrial electron transport, cytochrome c to oxygen
Cellular component (GO): mitochondrial inner membrane
Molecular function (GO): enzyme regulator activity
Source: RefSeq, a predicted model, not a curated record
AUGUUUUCCCGUCAAAUCACUUCGCGUUUUGCCGCGCAGCUGCGCCAACCGAUCCAGCGUCGUCUAGCGAGCACCUCGACCGAGAACGAGUUCAUCAGGGAGCGAGCCCACAUCAAGGAGCAUGCUAGAGGCACUACUGAGCUCUGGAGAAAGAUUAGCAUCUACGCUGUCAUUCCGUCGCUCGCACUAGCGGGUGCCAACGCCUGGUACCUCUGGAACGCCCAUUGGGAGCAUUGGUCUCAUAUGCCUCCUUUGGAAGAGCGGACCGAAUAUCCCUACCAGAACAUUCGCACCAAGAAUUUCCAGUGGGGCUCGGGCGACAAGACUUUGUUCUGGAAUGACUCGGUCAACUACCACAACAAGAACAAGGUUUCCUAG